GACGUAUCAUCGGUAAUUUCUUAUAAAGUGAGACAUGUAGCAGAUAUGUAGAAGAUAUGAUGUACUAUUUGAACUCCCUGCAGAUAGUUGUAUAGCUACCGUACUCUCCAAACUCGUUAAGAUUUGCAGUGAAUCCAGUGAAUACUUAACGAAUACUUAACGCAUACUUAACGAAUACUUAACGAAUACUUAACUAAUAGUGAUUAUAAAGAGAAUACGGAUGAGUAACAGUAGUAACACAUCGACGGACGUCAAUGCUACAAUCGAUACCUUUGUACUUACUCACACCGAAAUCAUCAUCUGGUCUGCUAUUUUCAGUGUUCUUGAUUUUUUGAUCGUUGUUUUCAAUCUAGCUACGAUUGUCACGUUUAUUAUCAACAGACAUCUUCGUCGUCGUAGUGUGUACUGCCUCAUUAACUUAGCAGUGGCUGAUAUGUUGUUUGGUGCCUUAAUUAUGCCAAGCGAUGUUAUUUUUAAUUUAACUGAUAUAUAUUUCGUGGAAGGGCAAUAUAUAUAUUGUAUUUUUAUGGUUUCGUCUCUAUUCUCUUUGGUUCUGGUUUCUCUUGACCGUGUCUACGCAACCUUCUUUCCCUUUCAACAUCGUACAACACGACUCAAGACGUAUAUUGCGGUGUUCACCAUCACAUGGAUCUUACCGUUUCUUUUUGUUCUAUUUUAUGGUUAUGUUAAAAUAAAGCAAGAUAUUGUCGUUAUUGUAUUACUACUCUGCCUGCUUAUUAUCUGUACAUCAUACUCAGCAAUCUUUAUCAAAGUCAAGAUCCAAGCAAAGCGACUCCAACCAAAUCAACAACAAACAGCUGCCAUACAAAUGAGACAGAAACGUGAACACCAUCUUGCAAUGACGCUCUUUAUAGCUACUGUCUUGUCUUUAAUAACAUGGCUACCUUACGUAUAUAUUUUGAACAGGAUAUUCCUGUUUGGAUAUAACGAUAACAUUUACAGGAUUUUCCAAACAGCGGUUUUAAUCCAAAAUCUCAACUCGCUUAUCAACCCAUUAAUCUAUGUGUUCAGAAUGAGAGAUUUUAGGAAGUCCUUGUCACGACUGAUAUUCAGCUGUUCACGUGACCAUCACUAUCUUAUCGUUCACCAUGGUAACCGUGACAGAAUACAAGUCAAAAGAGAUGAACAUGAACUGUAACAACAGCAAUGAUGAUGAUUAUUAUAAUAGUGAUAAUGAUGGAUGAUAGACGAUGGACGAUGGAUGAUGGAUGAUGGAUGAUUGAUGAUGGAUGAUGGGGAAUAGAUGAUGGA
Molecule: messenger RNA, 1272 nt
Organism: Actinia tenebrosa (Australian red waratah sea anemone)
Lineage: Eukaryota; Metazoa; Cnidaria; Anthozoa; Actiniaria; Actiniidae
Product: trace amine-associated receptor 7e-like
Biological process (GO): G protein-coupled receptor signaling pathway
Cellular component (GO): plasma membrane
Molecular function (GO): G protein-coupled receptor activity
Source: RefSeq, a predicted model, not a curated record